Molecule: messenger RNA, 841 nt
Organism: Gossypium arboreum
Lineage: Eukaryota; Viridiplantae; Streptophyta; Magnoliopsida; Malvales; Malvaceae
Exons: 4
Coding region: 102-668 (188 amino acids)
Biological process (GO): protein insertion into mitochondrial inner membrane
Cellular component (GO): TIM22 mitochondrial import inner membrane insertion complex
Molecular function (GO): transmembrane protein transporter activity
Source: RefSeq, a predicted model, not a curated record
ACAUGUCGGGACCCGACCCAACAUAACUCUCUUGCCUAAUUCCCUGUCCACAGUGUGUCUCUAGUUCGUUGAACCCAGAAAAAGGUUUCCGAACUGAAACUAUGGGAUCCCCAAACCAACAAGGAGACUCCCCAUCACCAUCAUCAUCAACCUCCGUGGACUGGCGGCGUCGGAUAUUGAUCCCGACGAUCCUUGCAGGGGUUGCCGGUGGAGGCGUUGGGUUGGUGUCAAAGCAUCGGAAAGUGUACGGCCUCGCUAAUAUUUCAGCUACUUACGCCACUAAUUUCGCUAUUGUCACCGGCUGCUAUUGUGGAGCACGUGAGUUUGUAACAGCUACUCGUAAAACCGGACCUGAUGAUCUACUGAAUUCUGCAAUAGCUGGAUUUGGUACCGGUGCUAUUCUGGGUCGUCUUCAAGGUGGUCAAUUCGGUGCUUAUCGCUAUUCACUCAUCUUUGCUGUUGUUGGGACAGCAGUCGAUUUUGCUGCACUUAAGUUAAGACCUAAAUUACACGCCUUCAGUGAAUCUAUGUUUGACAAGAGCAGUUCGUUGAAAUUGCCCGAAUGGUCUCCUAUACAAGUGCUCGAUGAAGAAGCACUUGCUGCAAAACGAGCUCGAGAAGAAAAACUGUAUGAACAAAGAAAAGCUCUAAACAAAGAAGAAUCGUGAAAGCGGGCUAUGAUUCGUGUAUUUUUGUCUGUAGUCUCUUACAUAUGAUUAUUGGCAAUAAUGUUUUUCUGAUGGUGCUAGUUCAGCUGCUCGGCAGCUUGCUUUCAGAAUAUUGUAAUAACAUUCUUUGUUAACAUUAGCCAUAAUUUCAGAUUCCGAACGUCUUUCAAUGA